AUGAAGUACGCCACCGAUGAUUCGUCGGCUUUCAUCAGCACCUACCAAAACAACACCUACAGCUCCUCCCUCGAAUCCCUGACCUCCACAUCGUCCGGCUCGGUUUGGUCUGCUGUAUCCUCUCAAUCAUCUACCUCGACAUCCCCCACCAACACCUCCGACUCCGAUUCCGCCGACGUAUAUUGCUUGUCGCGACCCUCAGCCGCAUGCGACACUGCUGUUAGAUUCACAAGCCCCUGGCCUAGACAACCCACUCAGCAAGCCGCUGCUGCCAUUCCCCAGGAGCUGCGACAAAACCCCAGACGAACCAGUGGGAGCGCCACCCGCUCUGGAGCACCCCCGACCCUGGUUCGCCAGGCUGAGCGCAAGGUCAACUUUGUCGACAACCUUGUUGAUUCUUCGACACAGAUCGUCGAGGCCAUCUGGCCCCUUUCCUCAGUCGUAUGUCGCAAUGAACUCGGCAACAAGGCGGUGUUGCCGCUGCGCACCUUCAUUCAGGAGACCCUGCGCCGCUCCCGCACCAGCUAUUCCACCCUUCAGGUUGCGCUGUACUACCUGAUUCUGAUUAAGCCCCACGUCCCGAAGCACGAUUUCACCAUGGAACAGCCCGACGACAAGCAGGAGUGCCGCGCACUUCAAUGCGGCCGCCGCAUGUUCCUCGCCGCUCUCAUCCUCGCCUCCAAGUACCUCCAAGAUCGUAACUACUCUGCCAGAGCCUGGAGUAAGAUUUCCGGGCUCAACACGGGGGAAAUCAACCAAAACGAGAUUGCAUUCUUGUUGGCGGUCGACUGGAAGCUGCACAUCACCGACGAAGUCUUCCAGCGCUGGACAGAAAUCGUCUUGAAGUACACCCCUCCGUCCCCUCCCGCUCCCGGAACCUCCGCCCAAUGGUAUGCGCAACAGAGCUCGAACUGGAAGAUGGUUAUCCUCAAACUCAAUCCCGAGCUGGACAACAUCGAAGGCUUGAUUCCCACGGCGCACGUCGCUCCCAGCUCCCGCACCUUGUCUCGUCACCGCACCAUGCUGCCGGCGGCGCAAGAUGUUUUGGCUACGACCGGCGCUUGUGGAUUGGGGUACGACUCAGCCGAGCUUACCCCUACCCCGAGAUCCUACCAAACCCCGAAUAUUAUGGAGCCUUCCCCGGCCACUGUAUACACUCCGGGCCGGCUGGCUCCCGCUCUCGGGUUACUUCCCACCCCGCGUCUGACGCCCCAGUCGAGCGGAUACAGCACUCCUGCCGUGGGUGCUGCAUCCCACCUCAGCAAGGGCAGCGCGAUGGGCCUCGCCAUGGCCCAGGCCUCAUGCAUCAGCGCAACCCAGUGCCUCGAUCGCUGGCCUGUUGCCAACACCUCGUCUCCUCAGGGUUACUUCCCCGUUCGUCGUUCUUCUCUCGCCACUUCAAUCUCAACCGCGUCUUCUCCCGAAUCCAUGGUUUCUGAUACGUCGCGCACCUCUCGCUCCUCCUCCAUCUCAUCUGCCUCCUCACUGGUCAACGCGCCGGCCCCUCUGGGGGUCCAGGCGCGAUUCCGGUCUGCGAAGCUGUGUAGUGAGAGGUCAAGCUUGAGACCGACUAUCGCCUCGGUUCCUGAGGACUACGAAGAGAAUUGCAUCACCUCUUCGCCUGAGUCUUACACCGGCCCGGUUGGCAGACUCUGCGAAAUGUCGUUGGAUACUCCUUUGGCUCAGAGAGAACGCGAAUUGGAUGAAUCGACGCAUGAUCCCGCUAAUGACGCCGCACGGGCACUACAGGAGCUUCAGAACUACCGUUCCGACGACUCUACUCCUACUGCCAUGUCUUCCCGUAAGCGCGCUCGAGGUGUCUCAAUCGUCGACAACUGCCUCCAGGAGAAUGUUCGGGAUAUGCUCACCGGUAACUACUCGGGCAAGCAAUGGACCCAGGAUCUGGUUCGCCCUCGCAACAGCCAGAUGGGCACAAAUGACCGUGGCACCCCUCGCAAGCGCGUCUGCUGCGCCAGCGAGGCUGCUCCGGCUUACGAGGCAUCAAUGCUUCAUUCAAUCGACGGAUACCGCGGACCGGGCAUGUGGGAGGGAAUUCUCAACUGA
Molecule: messenger RNA, 2064 nt
Organism: Colletotrichum abscissum
Lineage: Eukaryota; Fungi; Ascomycota; Sordariomycetes; Glomerellales; Glomerellaceae
Product: cyclin
Exons: 2
Coding region: 1-2064 (687 amino acids)
Biological process (GO): regulation of cyclin-dependent protein serine/threonine kinase activity
Cellular component (GO): cyclin-dependent protein kinase holoenzyme complex; nucleus
Molecular function (GO): cyclin-dependent protein serine/threonine kinase regulator activity; protein kinase binding
Source: RefSeq, a predicted model, not a curated record